UUCGUUUCAUACGACGCACUAACGUCGCAUUUAAUUGGUUCAAUUAAAUUCGUCUGAAUUAAAUUCGACGAUAGUGCGACGUAUGAAACGGGCCUGUCGAACAACUGACGAAUUUAAUAACGAAUUAAAUUCGUCUGAAUUAAAUUCGACGUAUGAAACAGGCCUGAGACUCCGCUACGCGUCGUGUUUUAUAUGUGAUAAAACACUCCUACUCGUUUAUUAAACAGUACUUAACUUAUAAGUUACAGGAUUUAUAUAAGAUAAAGGAUAGCGUAAAGGAUUAUAGUAGGAUUUAUUCCAGUUAAAGGAUUUAAUUCAUACUUAUAGGCUAAGUUCAAGGAUAACAAUCCUACUGCAUUGCCAUUGCGUCGUAAUUUUGAACCAUAUUUAAUCAAUGGUUUGUUCUCAAUAUAUACCAUACACUUUAAAUAUACCAUACACUUCACAUAUGAUGGAGAAACAGAAACAAGUACCAGUAUCGGUCAUACGCAAUAUACAUGUAACAUGCGUAUAUGUAUUUAGUUCAUUCCUAAGAUAAAAUAAUUAAUGAGGAAUGUGAUACUUGAGUAGCGACAUAUGAAUAUUCCUCAUAAUUAUUUUUCUUUUGUCUUAUGUUUUAUUACGCAUGCCUAUUCGAUCUACAAUGAAAGGUGAUAGCUUUUCGAGCGCGCACACUUGGGGGAGAUGUUCAUUCGUGACUGAAAUUAUUCAACAUGUUGAAUAUUCGGUGCCGAUGGCACGCGUGGCUGAAAUCGCUCAAAACGCCACCGCACACUGGGGGAACUUGCUUACGCCAACAGUCACGAGUGACGCUCAGCUCAGCUGAUAUCUCCAGUGUGCGCCGGGCUUUAUUCUCGUUUGACCAGAUAUAAACUUGUUGUGGGGAGUCGUUAAUUCCAGGGAAACCCCCAAGCACACUGCAGCACGGUUGUGUCGACUUCCGCUGGCGCGCCAUAUAUAAAGCUGGCACACGCUUGUAUACCUGUAAAUGGAAAGUACAUCUUGACGUGCAUGUUAAGCCGCGGUUCUUCCUCAGGUACAAAGCGGUAAACAUUAUAGAUUCAAAAUUGAAAUCGUAAAUAUUGCUGGAGAAUAGAGACAUUUUAAUUUUAUCUUUCAUUAUAGAUAUGGCUGCAAAUGGCAAUGACAUCGAAUUUGUCCAACCGUUGCAAGACGAGUUCAAAUGUACUUUUUGCAAAUUAGUUUUGUGCACGCCAUUCCAGACGAGCUGUGGCCAUCGGUACUGCGAACGAUGUAUUAAAGAAAACAUAUUGACAUCGUAAGUUACUUAGUUUUAUUCUUAAGGUCUACUUUCUAGUGCUCUUGUGGUAAUUUUACGAGUGCAAUCUAGCACUGGUAUAAACAUUAUGUAUUUAUUGUCUUGUAUAUAUGUAUACAUAUGGACUUUUAUGGGACAAUUGUUGAUGUUGUUCUUAUUUUCCCACAAAGAGGUUUUAUUUUAAUUUAUGUUUAUAGCGGUUCUAAAAUGUGCCCUGAGGAUAACACUGUCAUUUCAAUGGAACAAAUUUUCCCAGAUAAAUUUUGUAACCGUGAGAUCAUGAAACUACAAAUCUUCUGUUCGAACAAACAUCGAGGCUGCAAUUGGACGGGUCCUUUGAAAUUUUCUAAGGUAUAUGUGUAAAUUCUAUAUACCAAAAGGUAUUUAUUAUUGACUGCAGUUUUUCAUCACUCUGAUGCGCUUGUACGCGUUCGCCAUGUGGAAUUCACCAUUUGCUCAGCACUACACACGCAAAAAUCUCACAUCUUGCAACAAGUCUGCCAACAAGCCGUCAACAAGAUGUAUUCGCACUGCUUGUCACAAGUUGUCAAUAGGUUUGGAACAACUUGUAACAACCUUGUUGAAAUUAUCAGACUUGUUGCAAGGUUGUUCUGACAAGUCCGUUACAUGCUUGAUAUAACAAGAUUGUUACAACCUUGUGAUGACAACCUUGUAACAUCCUUGUUAUAUCAUGGCUGUAACAAACUUAGUGUUAGCACAGUCUUGUAACAAGGCUGAUAAUGCCAUCAAGCUUGUUACAAGUUGUUAACAGCUUGUUCCAAACUUGUUCCAACAAACUGGGAACAAGCAGUGCGAACACAACUUGUUGACACCUUGUGAACAGACUUGUAACAAUUUGUUUGCAGACUUUGUUACAAACUGUGCGUAUUUUACGCGUGUAGUCUUAGCUCGCCUUGUGCGCGUGAAUUUCAAUGAGUUUUUGGACACAUGCAACCUUGAGCUGAAAAUCAAACAUGUUUGAUAGACAUAGCCAUAGGGUCUGGUUUUAAAAUAUAUGUUCAUUGUUUCAAAUUAGAAUUCUAAAGUAGUACGGUAAAGGUCGAUUUACACUACACAACUUUUACCUAAAACUGUCGCAUGCAAGUGAUGCAACCUGCUUACAACUUGAGUUGUACUGUGUAAAUCAAUUUCUUACUCAUAUACUCGUUCAUCAUACGUUUUCACUUCCGCGUAUAUUCUUUCACAAUAGGAUCAUCAAUCUGAAUGCCCCAAACAUUUGUUGGUCUGUCCGAAGGGAUGCGAAGCAAUUGUGCCUCGUUCGGAAAUGGAAAACCACUUUGCAUGUGCUUGUCCAUGUGCGGAUACAACCUGUCCAAUGGCUGGCCAGUGUGAUUUUCAGGUAGGGUAAAAAACUAUGACUCUAUGACUACAGGUGUAUGUUAAUGAUAUAAUGUGUCUGGACAGUAAAACCCCCCGCUUUAUUUUAAUCUAAGAACCGGUGGAUAUUAAGAACCUGUCUGAAUCUUAUAGACAAUCAAAUUUAUGAAGGUUUAACUUUUGCACUUGAGCUGACGUGGAUUAAAUUACAUGUUCAAAGAAAAGGCAGUUAAAAUAGAUUUCCUUAGCUUCGUAUGCAAAUUGUCAACUGUUUAUUUACACUUUUGAGCGAUGGUUUCUUUUCAGUUUAAUGAUAUUCGGUUACGAAGCGAUGCAUUCUGAUUAGAAUGACAAUGAAACCCAAAUAUUACAUCUCUCAAAAGUAUAAAUAUUAUUAAAGUGGGCAAUUUGCAUACCAAACUUGAGGAGGUCUAUUAAACUCAAUACUACGUGCUUAUCCAAAACAUACUGUCUUGUUCAGACUUCAAUACUCGAAAAGACAAAUUUUAUGAAAUUUAGAGGCUUUAAAUAGCAAUUAUUAUAGUAUAAAUCUAAAAUCUAAUAUAUAUGGAAGAAUACAAUUUAACAUGCUAAACCAGUAACACUUAUUUAACUAAACUCCAAUCUUAUUUGCUGGGUGUCAGUGCACUACUACUAUUAGCACUAUAUCCCCCCCCCCCCCCUAAUGGUGGAGGGUGCACCCACUAUCAGAUGAGCAUGUAGGAUAUAUGCCCCUGUACUCAAACAUUAAUGCCAUGCCCAUCAACAUAUAUAAGCGUACAGGGCUGUCAAUGCUUUUCAGAAGUUUGCCAAUUUUUAUGCAUGAUUGUGAUGAAAUAACCUGAAUUUAACAUAUAAUCAAAUCUGCCCAAAUUUUCUUGAGUUUUCUUAAGCUUUUCACCAAAUUUCCAUGGUUUUCUAAAGUUGUUUUUUUUUGUGGGAUGGGGGGAGUUGCCCCUCCCCCUGUCUCAUAUGCCUACAUGGCUAUAAAUCUCCCCUUGAUAAGUGAAAUAAUUUGUCGUUAAAUAGAGUAAAAUAAUACAAAGGUGCAUUACAUGUGAUGCUUUUUUUUGUUGGUUAAAGUUAAACCAAAGAUGGGCUAAGGUGAAAUCUUUCUUUUACACCUGGUUAAAUGGCUAUAUGUUUUUUUACGGUCAAUUUAUAUUAAAUAUUUCUGACAUUAAGGGUUCUAGAGCUGAACUCAGGGAACAUCUGGCAAAAAAGUAUGUUGAACAUACAUUUAUGGUUAAAGAUAAAAUGUCAGCAAUGCAGUCUGACAUUGAGAUGGUAAGAGAACAACAAGAAGUUUUCAUGACAAAUCAGCAGGAUGAAGUUCUUACUCUUCGCAAUGAUGUUGCUAAUUUGCGUGCUUUGUUUGAAAGCCAAUUGUAAUGGGCAUGCAAAUGCAGUUUACACACUGACAAAGUGAGUCACUCUCAUAAUUUUCCUGCAUUCUAACUUUUAGAUAGUUUUCAGAAAAUGUGUUGCAAGAUGAAGCAAAAAUUGUCUUGUGCAACAUGGUCUUACAAUGACCUUAAAGUUUUGAGUGUAUUAUUACAUGUAUGAUUACCAGUAGACCUGUAGUGUAAAUAUGAUAAUUGUAAAUUUAUGAUUUAUAGCUUGACAAAAUUUUACAUGGACUAUAUUAUUUUUGGGGGAUUUUAUAAUUUUAUAUUUACUCAUUUGUUAGAAUAACCACA
Paramuricea clavata is the source of this 4317-nucleotide messenger RNA. The record is from the annotation of a GenBank genome assembly. Lineage: Eukaryota; Metazoa; Cnidaria; Anthozoa; Malacalcyonacea; Plexauridae.